GGAACAAAGUCAGUAACUCAAAACGAAGCUAAUGUCAGAAGCGUUGAAGAGAGAUUACCAACUGUGCGAGGAGAUCGGUCGGGGACGAUUCGGCACUGUUUUCCGGUGCUUUUCCCCCGUCGCUGCAGAAUUUUUCGCCUGCAAAUCCAUCAACAAGCGAGCUCUAUCCGACCCCGUCGACCGGGAGUGUCUGGAGAAGGAGCCCAAGGUGAUGUCUUUACUCGCUCCUCACCCUCACAUUCUUCAGAUCGUCGGGGUCUAUGAAGAUGAAGCCAGUCUUCACAUGGUCAUGGAGCUCUGUGAUUCCUCCGAUCUUUUCGCUCGAAUCAACAAUCAAGGGUUCUUUCAUGAAUCGGAGGCGGCUUCUGUGAUGAAGCCGUUGCUGGAGGCUAUCGCGCAUUGUCACCGUAACGGCGUCGCUCACCGGGAUAUCAAGCCGGAUAAUGUGAUGUUUGACUCGCGGCAGAGGCUGAAACUGGCAGAUUUUGGGUCAGCGGAGUGGUGCGGAGAGGGAAGGGGGAUGAAAGGAGUGGUCGGCACGCCGUACUAUGUGGCGCCGGAAGUGCUUUCCGGCAUUGAGUACACUGAGAAAGUGGACGUGUGGAGCGCCGGAGUGAUUUUGUACGUAAUGUUGGCGGGAGUUCCUCCUUUUUACGGCGACUCCGCGGCGGAGAUAUUCGAGGCGGUUCUGAGGGGUAAUUUGAGGUUUCCGACGAGAAUCUUCAGGACGGUGUCACCGGCGGCGAAAGAUUUGCUCAGGAAGAUGAUCUGUAAGGAUGUUUCAAGGCGAUUGUCGGCGGAACAGGCACUGAGACACCCAUGGAUCACAAACGGAGGAGAGAUCUGAAGUUGUGAACUCAAACUCAAACGGUCAAACCAAGCUUUGUAUGUUGUACAUAUACACCGUCCCCUGGUUUCGGAGAGAGACAAAAACCCAGUCAGUCUACAUGAGGGUUUUUUUUCUUUUUUCUUUUUUCUUUUUUUCUUUUUUACCUGAGAAAAUGUAAUGCAGAGCGAAUGAUAAUGAGGCUGUAUAUAUGAACGGGACUAGAAUAAAGUUCAUAUUUUGUGAAUUAGAAAUAAGAAUCUUUUUUCCCUUGCAAGCCUUCUGCAA
This is a messenger RNA of Vitis riparia (riverbank grape), 1114 nucleotides long. RefSeq names its product phosphoenolpyruvate carboxylase kinase 1. Lineage: Eukaryota; Viridiplantae; Streptophyta; Magnoliopsida; Vitales; Vitaceae. Gene Ontology annotation, biological process: protein autophosphorylation; intracellular signal transduction; peptidyl-serine phosphorylation. Gene Ontology annotation, cellular component: nucleus; cytoplasm. Gene Ontology annotation, molecular function: ATP binding; calmodulin binding; calcium-dependent protein serine/threonine kinase activity. The coding region runs from base 32 to 847 and encodes 271 amino acids. The record is from RefSeq and is a predicted model, not a curated record. The transcript has 2 exons.